AUGAUGAUGGUCUAUACAAAUAAUCUUUUUUUAGUCGUUAUAGUAAUGUUAUAUAUUAUAAAGAUUGUAUUUUCUAAUGUGUUAGAUUUGGAUAAUGUAGAUAAUUCGAGUUUUUAUAUGAUAAAAAUUGUUGAACGCGGAGUAACGAAAAUUAUGAUAUUAUCUACUCCAGAAAAUAAGAUAACUGAAAUACGUAAAGUUAAAAGAUUAAUUUGGAUGUCGGAUCCCGGUGAAUAUGUUAAAUGUGUUACUAUUUACGAAUUUUAUAACACAAGAAAAGGCAUUAUGACCAUUGAAAUUAAAAAUCCCCAAAAAACUAAGAUGUUUUAUCUACGUAAAUAUUAUUCACACUAUGUGUAUACCAGUAAACAAAAAUUUGAAGAUGAAUUAAAAGAGCUUUCUAAAUAUACUCACCAAAAACACGAAAAGGCACUUGAACGUAUGCAAAAAUUUAGUAUACAUAGGAAACGUAAAUUUCCAAGUGAAACAGAUGAUACUGAAGAAGAACCACUUGAUCUAAGUAUUAAACAAAAAUCUAAAGUUGAUGAAUCACAUACAGAGCCGUUAGAACCAGAAACUAUUCAAGUGGAAAUUUCAUCAGAUGAUGAAGAUGAUGAACCAAUUGAUUUAAGUAUUGAACAAAAAUCUACAACUACUGAACCAGUUGUGGAACACACUGAAGAAGAAAUUAUUCAUUUACAAAUAUCAUCAGAUGAAGAAGGUAAAACUACUGAACCAGUCGUCGAACACACUGAAGAAGAAAUUAUUCAUUUACAAAUAUCAUCAGAUGAAGAAGGUAAAACUACUGAACCAGUCGUCGAACACACUGAAGAAGAAAUUAUUCAUUUACAAAUAUCAUCAGAUGAAGAACAUAUACAAACUAGAGAACCAGAACACACUGAAGAAUCCAAAACUACAGAACUAGAAACAACAAAGGAAUCAGAACAGUUAAAACCAGAAACUAUUCCAGUUGAAAUUGGAUCAGAUGAUGAACCUGAGGUACAAGAACCACUUGACUUAUCACAAUAUUAUACUAAACGUACAACAUCAGAAGCUGAACAUAUAGAACAUGCAGAACCAGAACAUACUAAACAUAUAGAACCUACUGAACCAGAAACUAUUACAGUGGAAAUUGAGUCAGAUGAUGAUGAACAUGAAGAAGAACUCACGAAACAAGAAAGAAAAAAACAUGUAAUGGAUAAAUUAAAGAAGAUGAUAAAACAAAGAAUAAAAGAAAAGUCUAAACAAUACGCUGAACCAGAGAAUUAUCCUCAACCAUUAGGUAUAGAACAUGAGGACCAUACACAUCAGGAUUUAAUUAUUCUUGGAUCAGAACCAUCUGAGGAAUCACAUACAGAAGAUAAUAAUUCAUCGACUAUUGUUAGAACGGAAUCUACCAAACCACAACCUGAUAUAUCAACCGAAGAUACUCACACUCAAACUGACACAGAUAUAGAUAAAAAAACUCGUUCAUCUCUUCCACUUAAGAAAAGACCAUAUAAACAAGAUUAA
This is a messenger RNA of Theileria annulata, 1512 nucleotides long. RefSeq names its product Tash1-like protein, putative. NCBI's taxonomy places the organism in Eukaryota, Apicomplexa, Aconoidasida, Piroplasmida, Theileriidae. Bases 1 to 1512 code for a protein of 503 amino acids. The record is from RefSeq and is a predicted model, not a curated record. The transcript has a single exon.